Frankliniella occidentalis (western flower thrips) is the source of this 3232-nucleotide messenger RNA. RefSeq lists its product as uncharacterized. The coding region runs from base 270 to 1697 and encodes 475 amino acids. Lineage: Eukaryota; Metazoa; Arthropoda; Insecta; Thysanoptera; Thripidae. The transcript is spliced from 10 exons. The record is from RefSeq and is a predicted model, not a curated record.
CCCCACCUUCCCUUACCACUUUGCUUGCAUCCUUGUACCGGUUCGAAAGACCGUGGCGGUCAACUUUUUUUCAUCGGAGGAUUAGGGAGUAUCUUCGCAGGCUACGCUUUCGGUAAUCCAAUAACUCUUUUAAUCGAUCUCGACCUUGUCUCUUUCAGUGCGGCCAGACGACUGUUCCUAUAUUUUCACUAGUGAAGAACCAAACACUUUCUGGUCCCUUGCCUUGGACCGUGGCAGUCAAUAUUGACAGCAAUGAAAAGCUGUUUAACAUGGGAGUGCUAAUUCGAAGCGAUAUUGUUGUAACGGACGCCAACUACCUUGUUGAUCCUCCGAACAUCUGGAAUGACACCGGCUCCGUGCGCACCAUAGACCCUGGACGGAUCCGUGUCGUGUGGAUCAACCCCAGUGGCAGACGCCUAAUGUCUCAAAUUGUUUCCGUUGAUGUUCGAGAGCGCGACCGUGACUCUUACACAACCACACGAACUUUCGACGUUGCGGUACUUCGACUCAAGACACCAUUCAAAACGAGCACCAGAAUUUGCUCCAAUCUUUUGGACGAAACUAAUUUGCCAAGCUUGAAACGCUACCAGAUGGGAGUGACGGAGUCGUGGCAAGUCUCUCUCUUAGAUUUCCAAUCAAGUAUUGAGGCCGUGCCAUAUGUUAACUACAGGAGCGACCGCUGCCUCUUUAUGACUACGAGAAUUCCGCAAGUCUACAUUACACCAGAUCGAUUCUGCACGGGACCAGUGCAAGUGUCGAAUCUUACAAGAGUUGGGGCAGGUUUCUUCGUUCGGAAACGUGAUUCUUGGUUUCUUCAUGGAAUUCUCUCCUUCAACUUUUGGAAGGACGACUUCGGAAAGGACGAUAGCCUCCGUUGGGUCAUAACAGAUCUAAACGACGAUGGCGUGAAAUUGUGGCUUCGAGAGAAAAUAGCGACGAAAAGCUCGGACCAAGGGGUACCAACCACUGCCCGCAAGCUAAACAAGUGCGGCCAGGCAGACUCUUCCCUUCGGGGUUUGACCCCUGGCCGGAGUCAGCUUGGUCACAUGUCCUGGUCGGUGUUGGUCUACUUUAAGAAAGCUGGCCGUAAAGCGGACAUGUUCCCGGGCGUGUUGGUGCGAGACGACGUCAUCAUUACUGAUGGUUCGCAAUUUUUUGCCAUAGCGAAUGAAACACACAGCUCGAUUGAUUCGCGAACAGUUUUCGUCAUUUGGGUCAGUCCGAGUGGAAGGAGAAAGACAUGCGAGGUUGCGGCGGUGUAUGUCCCAGGCGAAGAGACACAAAAUGGCAUGGCUCUGCUACGCCUUAGAACCCCUUUCCUGGAAAGCAUUCCAGCCUGCCUAGACAUAUGGAACGACACAAGUGUUUUUGACAUAGCGAUGGGCGGUGUCGGCGUGAUUGAAAUUGAAAACAACGAUGAUAAAUACAUGCGCGGUGAUCCGUUGAUGUAUCCCUAUUACAUCACAACCGUUAAUCAGGAGUCUAACGAACAGUGUCUACCUGACAAGUUUUGCGUCGGACAAGAUUCUCCAAAGCCCGGUACGGGUUUUAUGACUCUCAUCGGUGACUCCUGGUAUCUUCGUGGCAUUUACUAUUCGGGUAGAAAUGUUACUGAUCUGGCUAAUGUCAGUGUCAGAACUUGGGUACAGAAGACGUUCAAGGCCAUCGUUCAAGAUUCCACACCAUUCAGCAUUUAGAGUAGUGUUGUAGAACACGGUUUAUUCUGAAGAAAGAGAUAUAGGAAUGGGCCGCCGCCGGCGGGCCAACUCGCCUGUGCUCACCCGGCAAUAACGGUGUCUAAUUUUUUGAGGGGAAGGGGAAAACUUUGAGGAACGCCUCUGGUUUGCAAAACUCCUCAGAUUUUGAGACAGUUUCCUCAAAAUAGUGGAACUUUUCCAUAGUUUUUGAGAAUAUUCCUCAAAAUCUGAGGCGAGAUCGGAGGAUUCUUCCUCAAACAUGAGAGUUCAUCAAAGUUUUCCCUUUUUUUCCUUAAAAAAUAGGACAUUGUUUUCAUCGUGCAGCCUGACAUAGGUCCACAGAAGCUAGCCGCCCAGCCCGGGCCACGAACCCAUGGGCCUCAACUCGGCUCAUCUCCCUACGUUCCCAAAAACUGUUGGCCUGUAGCUUCGGCGAAACUCCGUGUGCUGCCGUUUUGGACGCCAACGACCCGCUGGGCAGCCCGUUACUCAUACCUACAGUAUGGUUCUUAUAUAUCUUUAUAAAAACUACUUCUAGUUAUAACAAUGGAACCUGGUGAAGGUCGGCUAAAUACUGUGUCGGUAUUUUAAGUUAAUUUGUAAUGCCUAAGAUUUGUUUUUGUUUUAAAAUGUCUUCUGAUUCUGUUUGUCAGUAAUAAAUACAAACAAGUUGCAAAGGUGUACCAAAUGAAUUUGCUACAUAAUUAAUCUGCUCGUUCUUUACGGAAUUUGUUUUGUGCUUGCCAGGGCACGUUGUUUAUGGUUUUGUGCAUGUAGCGCCUGCAAAGCAGUAGGUAGGCAAUCACGCCAUGCAGUCAUGUGACAAUGGUGGUGGUACAUGAUACCGGUAGGGGUUCUGGUUCUGGGGUUUGAAAUGGCGGUGAAGUCUUCUUGCCAGACAGUUCACGGAAAAAAAUUGUUCCCGCAUUCAAUGAAACUUUUUUUGCAUGUGGCAUUUUACAUUUGGUGUAUGCCUAGCGCAGCGUGUUUUAGGAGUGAACUCCUCGGGUUCUAGUCAGGACAAUGAUUGUGUCAGAAGGUUAAGGCUAUCUCGUUAUAUUGAAGCUACGACAUGAUACAGUGGUUCAGUGGUUCCUCUCUACACUCAUCCUCCUAGCGCUCCUCCGAGACGACUGAGCUCUGGCCUGCCCUGCACCUCUAUUUAUGCCAUCGGGAGCGUCCAGCGUGGAGGGCUGAUUUGCUGGGGUUGCAUUCCCACGAUAAGAGCAUCCUCCCGCCGAUCCGCGCCGGGCGGAUGUCAUUUGAGCCACCCGCCUUUGGCCAUCACCUGCUGGGGGCAUUGGCAGCGCAGCUAGCGACGGCCAAAGCGGCCGGCGCGGGCAGCGCCGAUCAGCGCGGCCAGCAGGGCUAGCGUGGUCAGCGGGGCCAGCGUCCUCCAACAUAAAGUUAAACAAGUAAUUGACAAAUGCAAAGCCCUACCUAAUGAGCUCUCGUUAUACAAUAAAAAUUUUCUACCUGGAUGAGUGCAGAGACAACUUAAGAUUUAAACAAAACAAAUGCGACAAACAAGGUAA